Adineta ricciae is the source of this 1542-nucleotide messenger RNA. Lineage: Eukaryota; Metazoa; Rotifera; Eurotatoria; Adinetida; Adinetidae. The record is from the annotation of a GenBank genome assembly.
AUGACCGAUUCUCCUGUCAUGUCGAUUAGUGAGCAGGAGACCACUCCUGUCUCAAAAACUAAUCCAUCAACAGCACAAACUAAUCAAUUACAAUUAGCGAAAAACACCUCUAAACGAUCGAAAGCGUCUUUGGGUGAUGAUUCAUUCGAAUGUGAACAUAGAUUGGCUAAUUCAACAAACCAAUAUUUCAACCGAGGUGACUCACGGUCGAUUGCAAAUGGAAAUCAAAUUGGAACAGUAAAUAUGAAUGGAAAUUCUCUUCCCAAUAAACCAAAAGAAAUGAAACAAGCUGGUCGACGCCCGACCUUCCCUCCGUUUCGCAUCAAUAUUCUAAACAACAAGAAGCCAUCGGAAUUAUCGAUUAUCAAAAAUAUUAACAAACAUUGUCGCACAUCGAUUAGCUAUGGUCGAUAUGUUUCUACGACAAACAAAUCAACGUUUCUCAUUUUUGCCAACUCCGGUCAACAAUUUGAUUACCUUAUGAAUCGAAACGUCUGGCCGGUGACGCUGUGCGAAUCCGAUUACACAAUCGAAUUACCAACAAAAGUUCCUUCUUCAUAUUCGAUUGUUGCACUCGGUAUACCAACUCAAUGGGAUAUUUCUGACUUCGAAAUCGACCUAAAGAAACAAUAUCCUUCGAUCGUUAAAAUAGAACGGUUAUAUGUUCGAAAUGGUAUACCAAUGCCGAAGGUUCGCAUCGACUUCUCAUCGAAUGAAGAUACUCAACAGAUUUUAAAGAACAAGAAGCUGCUCCUCGACGACGAACACACGUCAUUCAAGGUGCAACCGUAUGUUCCACCUGUCAAAGUUCUUAGGUGUUUCAACUGUCAGCAAUAUGAUGACCACGUUGCAUCGAACUGUCCUCAAAAGGACAACCCGGUCUGUUUCCGUUGUGGUCAGAAUCAUCCUUUCGAUCCCAACUGCCGCAACAGCAUCCGAUGUGCAAAUUGCAAGCAGGAACAUAUGGCAGGGAACCCCAGCUGUCCAAUGAAAAUCGAAGCAAGAAGAAAACUUAUAGCCAAACCAGCUGAACCCGAAUCGACGAAAACCAAACGUUCCGUCAAAUCUGUUCCACCACCUACAGCUUGGACCAACGCAUCUCACUCGCCUGCGGCAGCCAAACUAUUUAAUCAACCAACAACCAACACCAACCACCUACCAACAAGUCAACAGUUUAACGCUUCCCAACCGGACUUCCUUUCGAUCUCGGGCAAGCUCGACAUUAUGUUGAACAAACUCGAUACACUGGCCGUCGAACAAACGAACGCCAAUAAGAACAUUGAAACUCUGUUUAAAGAAGUCAACUGUUGUAAAGAAAACAUUACAGCUAUGCAACAUUUUCUUUUGAAUAAAAUUUGCCCUUUCAUAACCAGAAUUAGCAACUUCUGUCUAGGCACUAUCAAUCCAAAGAACAAAGAAAAACUCGAGAAGUUCUUCUCCACUUACCAAGACGACCUCCAAUCAUUAGUAAUCAAUAGCUCUAAUCGCCUGGAACAUCCACAGGAGCGACAAAAUCCCCAUAUAAAUGAACGCAACAGCUAA